Molecule: messenger RNA, 2832 nt
Organism: Peromyscus maniculatus bairdii (prairie deer mouse)
Lineage: Eukaryota; Metazoa; Chordata; Mammalia; Rodentia; Cricetidae
Gene: Gjd4
Product: gap junction protein delta 4
Biological process (GO): cell-cell signaling
Cellular component (GO): connexin complex
Molecular function (GO): gap junction channel activity
Source: RefSeq, a predicted model, not a curated record
GCAUGGCGGCAGGCAGGCAGGCAAGGUGCUGGAGUCAUAGCUGAGAGCUUACAUUCUGAUGCACAAGCAGGAGGCAGAGACACAGAACUAAUGGGGGAUGGAAAAGACUUUGGAAACCUCAAAGCCUACCCGCAGUGACACACCUCCUCCAACAAGACCACACUGCCUAGUCCUUCCCAAACAGUUCCACCAACCAGGGACCAAAUAUUUAAAACCUACGAGCCUAUGGGGGUUAGUACCAGCCAAACUACCACAGACAUCAACCUUGGGUGUCGUACUCAGGGGCUGUUCACCUUGAUUUUUGAGGCAGCAUCUCUCAUUAGGACGUGGGGUUCACCAAUUCCAUGAGUCGUGUCAGCCAGUGAGUUUUUAAUCUUGUGCCUGCACACUUAGAUUAAAAGCAUGCACCACCAUGCUUGGCAUUUUAUGUGGGUGCUGGGGUUUGUGCUCAGGUCCUCAUGCUCAUACAGGAAAUGUUUUACCAACUGAGCCAUCUCCCCAGCUCCCAUAUAGAAACAGUUCAUUGGCUAAUUAAUUGAAGUUUUCUUUCUCGGGUUAAAAGUAGCUGUUUCCAUUGCAUCCCAAAGUGCCUAGCUCUCCUGAUGGAGACAUGUAAGCACAGCCAGCAGCCUGGAAUGUCCUGGGAGGGUAAGAAUAGCCACACAGAGAGACGACUCCUGCUCCCGAGCCCCACAGUUGUCUGGGGUGGUGUCUCAUUGGCAAGCAGCUUAGGGCUGCCUCAGUGUGGAGACGGGAGACCUGACCUGCCAGGCCUGGGAGCACAUCUUUAUUUCCACAGCUUGGCACUCACCUUGAAGUCUGAUGUAGAAAAAAAAUGUAUUGAUUUUUUUUUUUAAACAUCCUUGGGGUACACAGACCUCUCAACCCUCCAGCAGCCCAGGCCUGUGGCUUUCUGCAAGCAUGGAGAACUUGGACUUGUUGGGGUUUCUCAUUAUCACCUUAAACUGCAACAUGACCAUUGUGGGCAUGCUCUGGCUGGUCGUGGCGGUCCUGCUGAGGAUGCUGGUGGUGGUCUUGGCAGGGUCCCCUAUCUACCAAGACGAACAGGAGAGGUUUGUUUGCAACACCCUGCAGCCAGGAUGUGCCAACGUCUGCUACGACCUCUUCUCUCCAGUGUCGCCGCUGCGGUUCUGGCUGGUGCAGAGCCUGGUGCUGCUCCUGCCUUCCGCAGUCUUUGGUGCCUACGCCCUGCACCGCGGCGCGAAGCUGGCUGCGGAGGGAGCCUGCAGGCCCCGGGUCCCAGACCUGUCUGCCGCCUACCUGGUGCACCUGCUGCUGCGCACGCUGCUCGAGGCUGGCCUGGCUUCCCUGCAUUACUUGCUCUUCGGCUUCUUUGUGCCCAACCGAGUUUCUUGCUCGCGCGUGCCCUGCUCAGGGGCUGUGGACUGCUAUGUGUCGCGGCCCACGGAGAAGUCCCUCCUGAUGCUGUUCGUGUGGGCCGUGAGCGCGCUGUCCUUCCUACUCAGUUUGGCCGACCUGCUUUGCAGCCUGAGGAGGACACGGAGGACCACACAGGGGGUGAAGGGCGAGGCCAGACCGGUCUGCGAAGUCCCCACACUUCCCCCUGGUCUCUUACAGGACCCCCAGGGCUGCCAGAGCCAUGGUCAAGUGGACCGUGGGGGCGGGCAGGAGGAGCAGGGUGUGCCUGAGUUCCCCAGUGUGUGGACAGCAGGGCAGGACGGCGACAUCCACGUUGGUCAGGCCAGUGUGUCAGGGCGGGCGGGGCAUUCAGACCAAGAUGAUAGUGAGGCCACUUCCUCAGCUGGUGACAGGUUAGCUGUGGCUCACACAGAGCAUGAGUUCAGAUCCCAGAGAGAGCCUUCUCUGGACCUAGGGGGCAAAAACACUCAGUCAGGUGAGCUCCCCUUGGUCACCCAGAGCCACCUGGCCAGGCACUGUUUGGGCCAGCCUCUGGCUCCUGGUAGGCUGGCUACCUCCGGCAGCGCCCCUCACCUGAGAACCAAAAAGUCUGAGUGGGUGUGAAGACAGCCACGCAGAGCCCACUUACCCUUUCCUCAGUACGGUGCAGAGGUCCCUUCAUCUUGUGUUCUUGCUGAGACCAUUUUAGGUUUAACUAGAAAUGUGAUCUCCUUGAUGUAGAAUGUCAUAGAAAAUUACCCAACACUAUUCUAGGAACCUGAGGUCAAGAUGCUCCAGCAAACUUAACUUCUGUUAAACUGCCUGCGUGUGCAGACCUCCCCCUAUACCCACCCACUUAGCUUAGCUUUUAUUAAACUGCUUGUUUAAGCAAAACCUCCUCCUGCAAUUGCAGACCAAAAUACCAAGAUGUGAGUUUUGCCUUUAAAAACCCCUUACCCUAAAAACUCAGGGCUACACUUGGGUCGCAAAUACCUGGGUAUAGUCUCAGCCAGCUGUAAUAAAGACUUUCAGUUGGCUAUAAAUUGUGUCUGAGUGGUCAUCUCUGGCAGGCUCCCCAGAAUGGGAGCAGGCUGUGCCUAUGAAGCUAAAAUCCUACAGUGAGGGAUCAGAACCUGAGAUUUGCUCCACAAAGACAGCAUGCACUUCAGCCACUGGGUGGGUGCCACAGGAGGAGGCAACAUUCUCAGCAAGGGAUCAAAGCUCCCUUCACUCAUCUGGACUUCAGUUUUCUCCUUUGAGUGAUGAGGGACCUAGACUAGGGUGUUCUUUGUUGCUCUUCCAAUUGAAGACUCUGCCAGAGUAUGGCCAUUGGUUAUGCUAACAUUCUAAGGAUUGCAAGUAGUCUUUCCAGCUUGCUGAAUGCCCAGCAUAGCUUUUGAUAGGCUGAGCUUUAAUAGCAAAAAAAAGUCUGUGUUGCUAUAAUAAAAUACC